Molecule: messenger RNA, 3017 nt
Organism: Haliaeetus leucocephalus (bald eagle)
Lineage: Eukaryota; Metazoa; Chordata; Aves; Accipitriformes; Accipitridae
Product: cat eye syndrome critical region protein 5 homolog
Exons: 10
Coding region: 1-1749 (582 amino acids)
Biological process (GO): glycerophospholipid biosynthetic process
Cellular component (GO): mitochondrion
Source: RefSeq, a predicted model, not a curated record
AUGGCAGAUCUUACAAGUAGAAAUGUUGCCGCUGAAGCGGUACCGCCUCCUGCAGAGUUUGAGGCGGGUCAGACAGCAGAGCCCUCAGCCUUGCUGCUAGCCCCGGCCCUGUCCCACUCGCCAAACUCUUGCCGGCUGCGAGGGGACAAGAUGGCGGCGCGAAGCCAGGAAGAGCUUCGAUGGGCGGCGCUGGCUGGGCGAGGGCGGGGCCGUCUCCUCACGGGGCCUGAGCCGGCGGGGCAUGGCGUUGGGAGGGGCGGCGGGGGCGCGGGCCGCCCGCGGGGAGCGGCCGUUCCGGCUCCCGGGGGCUUUCCCUGCCCGGGGCGGGGGGACCGUCUCCCUCCCGUCCCAGCCGGGAGGUCGUUACCGGGGUUCCCUCGCCGGCGCCUGCGAGGCCCCUCUUCCGAGGCUUUUGCCUUCCGCUGUUGCCGAAGAGGAGCAGCGGGAGUCGUUACGGUCGGGCUCGGAGGGAGCCCCGGGCUUCGUCCCGGCUCCUUUGUUGUGGCAGCGCUGCAGAUCUCUCCUGUCGCGGAGAGGCUCAACAUACUGCCAUCCUUUGGUUUUCUUUUUGACAUUGAUGGUGUACUGGUACGAGGAAAGACUCCAAUUCCUGCUGCAAAAACAGCCUUUCAAAAGCUAGUGAAUUCUCAGGGACAAUUCUUGGUGCCUGUAGUGUUUGUCACCAAUGCAGGGAAUUGCCUUCGCCAGAAAAAAGCUGAUCAGUUAUCUCAUCUACUGGGAGUUCCAAUUUCACAAGAACAAGUGAUGAUGUCACACAGUCCUCUGCGGAUGUUCAAACGUUAUCAUGAAAAAUGUGUUCUUGUAUCUGGACAAGGACCACUUCUUGAUAUUGCUCGAGACCUUGGUUUCUGUCAGCCUAUUACCAUUGAAACAUUGCGGGAGAAACACCCUUUGCUAGAUGUAGUUGACCAUGAUAGAAGGCCUAAUGUUCUGUACCCCUCUGCUGUGGAGCUUCCCAAGAUUGAGGCUGUUGUUUUGUUUGGGGAGCCUGUCAGAUGGGAAACCAACCUUCAGUUGAUAAUAGAUGUUUUGCUGACAAGUGGCUAUCCUGGAAAUCCAUAUCACCGUGAAAAUUACCCUCACAUUCCUGUACUUGCUUGUAAUAUGGAUCUGAUGUGGGUAGCUGAAGCACAGUCUCCAAGGUUUGGGCAUGGAACAUUCAUGGUUUGUUUGGAAAACAUUUACAAGAAAAUCACUGGCAAAGAUCUGAAAUAUGAGGUCUUAAUGGGCAAACCUAGUAAACUGACCUACCAGUAUGCAGAAUACCUCAUCAGGGCUCAGGCAGCAGAAAGGCAGUGGAAGCAACCUAUUCAAACUCUUUAUGCAGUCGGAGAUAAUCUCAUGACUGAUGUGUAUGGUGCUAACCUUUACAAUCGCUAUCUUGAAGAGAACUCCAGAAAAGGUUCAAAAUCACGGAUUCAGGCCAAAGUUGCUGGUGGCAGAGGAUCUGCCACUCUCUCUCAGGAUGAUGAAAUAGACAACAGUUGGGAGAAUGAAUUAGCAUCUGCAGCAGCUGCCCACUGUAGGUCUGUUCUUGUUUGUACUGGGGUUUACAACCCUCACGCCAAGGUUCCCUUGGAUACCAGGGAGAGCAUAACUGAAACGGUGUUCCAUGGCCACAGAGAUUUUAGAUUUGAUCCUGGUUUAGUAGAACCAGAUCAUAUUGUACCAGAUGUUGAUGCUGCUGUAGACCUGGUCUUCCAGCUGGAGAACUUUGCACCUAAUUGAUAUGACAUGACUUCUUAAGGACUACUCAGUGCUAUGCUUUUCUUCCCAAAAAACAGUGCUUUAAAAUCAUGCCACAAACUGCUGCUUUCUAAAAGUUUUACAUUUUAAAUUAAUACAAUCUUAUAUUAAGUAUAUUAAUAUACCUAUAUAUACUUAGGUAUAUUAAUAUACUUAAGUAUACUAAAUAUCAAUAAUGCUUUUUAAAGUACUUUGAAAUACGUAAUUUCUUGCUUUAGUUGACCUUUAUUGCCCUUGUAUUCAUUAUGAUAGUAGGUAUUUUAACAGCAAUUUUUCAUAGUAGCUCAUGCAUCUUACUGGUACUUAAAUUCCCACGACAGUACCUUCUUUUGUUUGCUGGAAGAUCGAGCUUCUAGGUAUUGGGGAUCUUGAGGAUAUUGGAUUGUGGUGCUGGGGUCAUUUACACCAUUACAAAUUGGCUGGUAGAGAGCACAACAUGUAUUACUGCUUGGUAUUCUGCAAGCAAGGAGUGCUCUCGAAAUAGAGUGAAGUUCAAGUCUGUUCUGCUACUUUCUACCUGCUCACGUACAACCCUGCAGCCUUUCUUUUUAUCUGUUUUCCUGUGUGUCUGGAGCUGCUAUUGCUUCUCUCUACUCUGACAUGUAAAGCCUUAAUAGAAAUGCCCACGUAAAAUGGAGAAGGCUGACUUGUUAACUCCAUUUUUGGAACUCCCAACUAAGCUGAACACAGUCAUGUAAGGAAGGUGGCUAACAUUGGGUGCCCUGUGUGGCAUAAUACCUGGCCUUUCUGUCUUGGCCUUUUUAUCUGCACUUUUUUGAGGAAUUUAGAAUCUUAGAAAGUUUUAGCAAUUACGUUUCAGGUGUUUCCAUCAGUUGGACUUUUCCACUGAAUGAGUGACUACUGUUUGGGCAAAAAGUGCCUAGUAAUUUACUUGAAGCUUCAUACCACUGUGGUAAUUAACUGGCCUUUAGUGGAAUAUGCUUCAUCUUGUGUCAAUGUUAUAUGUUGUUUGGUUCAUAGAUUUUAUAGCUGUUCAUUUUAAAAAAAAAAGUAAUUUAUUUUAUGUUAUUUUUGUAAAAUACUUUUAAACAUUUUCGUUCAAAAGAUGUCUUUGAAAAUAUUUUUGUGUUAAUUUGUUACAACACAGUACAUGGUGUACUUGUGACAUAAGCUUGGAAAACAUAAGCCAGUUAAGUGUGUUUUAAAAACAAAGUCAGUUUACACACAAAUACCACUUACCAUCACCUUGGGGGCUAGACAGGUUUUUAUGUUUGGGGUUUGGUUUUGUU